AUGAAUGUCACCCUCCAUCAUCGCAGUGCAGAGACCGCCUUCUAUAACACAACUUAUGGAACAGACAAGUUCAUACCCGGAACUACUGCACAGGAAGAUGAGCUUUUUAGUAACACCCUCUAUAGUCACAUCAGGCACAGCGUCUUCGACAGCUCCGUACGCAAGUUCCUUCCCGAAGGAACCCUAGACAUGAUUCUCAACAGGGAUUCGGUUUUCGAAGCUAUGGAGGUAGAGGGGCCAAACGUUGAUGAUGAAUCGCUGGCUGAUUUCGUCUUGGCAUAUGCGAGGAGAGUCUUUGCCAUUUCAAUUUACAUCGGCUUGGAGGACGCCAAACUCCGAAAGGCCAUGUUGUUGUGUAAAGAGCACGGGAUCAACGACCGAAAACUGCCGAUUGCGUAUACUCAGGACGUCUCUCUGAAUGUUCUCGCUCGCCUCGAAAAUUCGGUUGAUCAAAAACGCAGAAUUUGGAAUUUAAGGAGGAUCAACAAGUUCUGCGAGGAGCAAUGGUCAUUCCUAGCACCCGUAUUCUCUACCGCCAUAUUCAACCAUGACCUUCAUCCGAAUGCCGUCCUUCCCUUCACCAGAAAGCACGAUAUCGUAAAUGGCUCUUUCGGUCAGGUCUACAAAUAUGAGAUCCAUCCCCACCACUUCAAGGACCCAUUGAAUCCGUCUUGUCCUGAUUUCUUUGCAGUCAAAGAAAUGCGCUCGGUAGAGAAGGUAGUCGCCAACUGGGAAAGGGAGGUGAAGACUCUGGUGAUGUUGAAUUCACUCAAUCAGGAUCACAUUGUCCGCUUCAUCACGGCCUUUAGCCGCCGUCAGGCGGAUCGGGAAGAUUAUUGUCUAAUGUUUGAGUGGGCCAAUGGUGGAAAUCUUUGUGAUUUUUGGAAAGCCACUCCCCAGCCUACCCUCCAGGCAUCGUUUGUGAAAGCUGUACUCAAGCAGUUACUUGGUCUUGCCAAGGCGCUGUGUGCAGCCCAUUACCUCAACACAUCCGGGGCAUCUAUUCGACAUGGGGAUCUGAAACCGGAGAACAUUCUGUGGUUUCAGGACCUUGACGAGAUUGGGAGACUCAAGAUUGGCGACUGGGGCAUAGCUAAGCAGAACAAUAUCGGCACAGAGAUGCGAGCUGAACAGACCACAUCUCAAUGGGGUACCCUGCGGUACGCUGCGCCAGAAGUUGAGACUGGCGUGAGAGGAAUAUAUUUCGGCCAGACGCCAAAGCGCCGCUCCCGGCUCUACGAUGUCUGGGCCAUGGGCUGCAUCACUCUAGAGUUUAUUAUUUGGCUUCUCUAUGGCUGGGCUGAAGUCAAGAGGCUCAGAUUCAACUUAGGUGGAGAGAGAGCACCCUUUUACCAAAUCAGCCAGGACGAAAGUGGAACAAAGAUAGCCAGGGUGCACAGCGUCGCAGUACAGUGGAUGGAACAUAUGGCAAAGGAUCCCGCCUGCCAGGCUGGCACUACUGCACUAGGCGAUCUCCUCGAAGUUGUCAAAACCGGCCUCCUCGUUGUGAAUCUCCCGCGACGGAUGGGCUCGAACCUAAUGAAUCCGCAGGAAGCGCUCUUUAACCCUUUUUCUCUAGAUGCACGCCCGCACAAGCAACUCCCCGACGAGCCCGACGAGCCCGUCUUGCUGGAACCCUCAGAUCCACAGGAAACACCAUUACGAGGCAUGCCUAUUCCCUCACUCGAAAUUACCGAGCCUGUCAGAGUUCCCCUACUACCGGAGCCUGAGAUUAGACGUGACGUAAGAUUUCUUGCCACUGAUUUGCGAAAUCGCCUGGAAAACAUCUUGGUAGGUGACUACGAAAGCGAUAACUAUUGGUCUCCAGAUGCACCGCGACUCCCGCCUCCUGAGAGUCCUGAUGACCCUUCGAAUAGUCUAACGCAAGGAGAGACGGAGUACAGAACGGAAUCUACAGCCUUGUCGAUCAGUGAUCUAUUAGCUUCCAAAGGCCUUCUCGACAACGACUGGGAAAUUCAUGUCGACAACAAGUUUGCCUCCAGGCUUCUCGCUAGCCACGUCGCUACUUUUGAAGGCUCUAGCUCAUAUGAAUCUGCCCAAAAUCAUGAAGCGUUACGUCUCUGCAGCCAAUGUAAGUAUGUUAGGGACGACCUGUGGAGCCCAGGAUUCAGCAUAACCUACGAAGUGCGAAGCCUAAAGGCUAGGGCUACAUUGAAAGAGUGUGGCUUGUGUGGAUUGUUCUGGAGAACAUGCGAAAAACAUAGCGGCACAACAUUUCCGACCGUGCAGUUUGGCAGAGUCGAGUCUUCUCUCAAAAUGAAUGGGGGAAAUACGAAUGUGCUCUCAUUACUCCGCAGCCCUGAUUUGAACACGAGGAUCGACGACCAUAUCCAGAUCGGUCAUGCUGAACUUCCCAAAGCCGGACAGCCGGCUCACCUCGAAGUUAUCCGGCAAUGGCUGAACAAUUGCGACGACAACCAUAAGCACUCUACUUGUCAGCCACCUAAACAUGAUAGUAGAUUCAACGACAAGAGGAAGCUGCCGACCAGGCUCAUCGACGUCGGCAAGGCUGGUGACACCACGGUCCGCCUCCUGGAAACGGGUGCUAACGACAGUGGAGAAUGGGUAGCUUUGUCCCAUCCAUGGGGGCCUAGUCCCCAUUUUGUAACCACACGCAACAAUCUCGCGGAACACAUCAAAGGUAUAAACUUGAAGACCCUCGCCGGCACAUUCAGGGACGCCGUGGUUGUCACCCGCGCUCUCGGCCGCCGGUACCUUUGGAUCGACUGCGUUUGUAUCAUCCAAGGAAGAGAUGGCGACUUCAUCCAAGAGGUUAAGCGCAUGGAAGAGGUCUUCAGCGGAGCCUACUGUGUCAUUCAAGCCAAUUGUGCCUCUGAUCACUUUUCAGGUUUCCUCCAGCCGCGGAACGUACGAGACUAUGUCGCCCUGCGCCGCGAUGGCGGAGCAUUCUUCUACAUAUGUGAGAUGAUCGACGAUUUCGAGAGCCAUGUGCUGGAGGGUGCGUUAAAUCAGCGCGCUUGGAUACUGCAGGAACAUGCGCUCGCUCGUCGGACUAUAUUUUUCACCGAGCACCAAACGUACUGGGAAUGUGGCGAGGGAGUUCGCUGCGAGACGGGGAUGAGGAUGAACAACAACCUCGCCGCCUUGCUCGGGGACCCCAAUUUUCCCCAACUUGUCGAGGCUGCGCCUUUUGGCGAGCGCAUCCUGCGAUACCAAGAUCUCUACGCCACGUACUCGCGCCUCCUUCUCGUCAACCCCGCCGACCGCCCUCUAGCCAUCCGCGGACUCGAAAUCCGCCUACUGCGCACCAUGCAAGCCCGCGGUGGCUUUGGCGUCUUCGACCAGGGCCCCAACAAGGGGCUCCUAUGCCGCAGUCUGCUCUGGCACCGUGGCGAUGACGAAGCGACACUGCAUCGCAUCAACUUCCCUCCUGAACGCGGCGGCGUUCCCAGCUGGAGCUGGAUGGCGUAUACCGGCGGCAUCGACUACUUGGGAAUAGAGUUUGGGCAGGUGGAGUGGGAGGAUGUGACGUUGCAUUGGUUGGAAUCGAAGGCGGUAGCGGUCGCUGGAGGAGCGAGAACGGAGAUCGUAGAAGAUGAUGAGCGUGUGGGGAGAGCAUUGAGGGCGGUGGUGCGAGAGUAUGAUACUGGAGCUGCAGAUGUGGGAGGGGGCAGGCUGGUGUUAGAUACGCCGGGGGGGUCGGAGAAGUUAGAGACACUAUGUGUGGUAUUGGGGCGGCAGAAGCAGCAAGGGGCGAAGACAGAGGAUAGAAAUUGUUAUGUGCUGGUUGUGGCGAACGCGGGGGGUGGGGAGGCUAGGAGGUCGAGGUGGGAGAGGGUUGGGGCGGGAAUUCUGCCGAUGAAGUGUAUUGCGUCCGAGGGUGAAGAUAUUGAAAUUUAUUAG
This is a messenger RNA of Mytilinidion resinicola, 3885 nucleotides long. RefSeq lists its product as uncharacterized. NCBI's taxonomy places the organism in Eukaryota, Fungi, Ascomycota, Dothideomycetes, Mytilinidiales, Mytilinidiaceae. Gene Ontology annotation, molecular function: protein kinase activity; ATP binding. The transcript has 5 exons. Gene Ontology annotation, biological process: protein phosphorylation. The coding region runs from base 1 to 3885 and encodes 1294 amino acids. The record is from RefSeq and is a predicted model, not a curated record.